AUAACCAGGACCAAAAACCCGAGUUCAGGAUUUCUUCAUUCAUUUUUAAUGUUUUGGUAAAAUAAUGUCCCUGGUUAUUUGUAUGUAUGUAAAUUUGUCCCCGUUACCAUUGCGCACCGGACUGUCCCCUCUCGUGGAUACCGUUAUUUCUCUAUUUUCUUGGCAAAUACAAGAACUUCAAUGGGGAUUAACAGGCAUUUGUGCAGGAUUGCAUUUAUAGCGACUCUUCUCAAUUUUUCUUCUCAUGUGAGGGUCAUUCCUUCUGAAUGUGAUCCGGACUACAUUUUACUACAAGAUGAGGAGAGCUGCUACAAGGACCUGCUCAACAUGAACAUCAGCCAGACUGACUCUCAAACAGGGUGCAGGGGUUAUUGGGAUCACCUGAACUGCUGGCCUCACGCUGCAGUCGGGGAGACCAUGUCUCAACCAUGCCCCAGAUUCCUCCACACCACAGGCAGAGUUUACAGGAACUGCACAGAGCACGGCUGGACUGAGCCGUUUCCAUCACAUGAGAUAGCCUGUGAGUAUGCCUUCAACGAGACCUUCACCUUCCCUUUUGAGGCUCACAGGUCCCAUGGCUACUUCUUCUAUGUGCAGGUCAUGUACUCUGUGGGCUACGCCAUCUCUACCACAUCCAUUACCAUCGCCACGGUCACACUCUGUCUGUUCAGGAGGCUCCACUGCACUCGUAACUACAUCCACAUCCAGCUCUUCCUGUCCUUCAUCCUCAGAGCCACCCUGAUCUUCAUCAGAGACGCUGUGCUCUUCUCCUCGGACGACCACUUCCACUGUGACUCCUACCCGGCCAGCUGUAAGAUUGUGACGAUGUUCUCCAAUUACUGCAUCUUGGCUAACUACAGCUGGUUGCUGGCCGAGGGACACUACCUUUACAGCCUGGUCAGCGUCUCCCUGUUCUCCCAAAAGAGGCACCUUUGGUGGUACAUCAUCCUUGGCUGGGGUUCUCCGAUGGUCAUUAUAAUAGCCUGGAGCUUGGCUAAAUAUAUCCAUGAGAAUAAAGGUUGCUGGGAGACGAGGGGGUACGAGUGGAUCUGGUGGAUUCUCAGAGCUCCCGUUCUCCUCUUCAUUGUUGUUAACUUGUUGUUUUUUCUGAGUAUCAUAAAAAUCAUAGUGGCUAAGUUGAGAACGCAGGACAUGCAUGGAAAUGAGUUUAAUCAGUACAAGAGGCUUGCCAAGUCCACCUUCCUUUUGGUAUCUCUCUUUGGUUUGCAUUACAUCCUCUUUGCAUUCCUCCCACAUCAUGUCAAUGACAUAUGGAACUUCAUUGAGCUGGCUUUCGCCUCCACUCAGGGGUUUGUAGUAGCAGUGCUAUACUGUUUUUUAAAUGGAGAGGUUCAGCAUGAGGUCCAGAGGAGAUGGCGGCGAUGGAGGCUGAAGCAACGUUUACCAGGAGAGGCCAGGCACCAACAUGGCUCCAUGGGUCUAGGAGGCCAUACCCAGGUGUCCUUCCUUCCCCGGGGACCAUUCACACACCACUCCAGUCUGGUGUAACACACUCCAGUCUGGUGUAACACACUCCAGUCUGGUGUAACACACUCCAGUCUGGUGUAACACACUCCAGUCUGGUGUAACACACUCCAGUCUGGUGUAACACACUCCAGUCUGGUGUAACACGUGACAUGCCGGCUGACAAUCAAAGGAUCAGACCUCAUUUAAUUACAAUCAAUGUUAAGUGUAUUUGGUCUCCAUGUCUGGUAUGGAUUUACUGUUCUGACCUUUCAUCAUAUAUACACGGAGGUGACAGCACCUGUUAUAAAACCGUCAGCAUGACCACGAAUUCCAAAAGACUUCUGCAAAUGCUAAAGUUAAUUUUUAUUUUUUAUUGACUCAAUGAUGACUAUCUAUGUAGAGUCCAUGCCUUACAAAGAUAUUUAGAACUAUAACCAUCCAAACAAGAGCUGCUGUUGUAAAGUUGAAAGCAAUGUGCUAAUGUGUCCGUGACAGUUCCAAUUUAACCAUCUCAUAUCUGUUGUUACAAAGUGCCUCGCACGUCUUGAUGGCAAUUAGAAAAUAAAAACCUAUCAUCUAUGUAUUAUCAAAUUAAUUGUCAUUA
Esox lucius (northern pike) is the source of this 2071-nucleotide messenger RNA. RefSeq names its product secretin receptor. Gene Ontology annotation, cellular component: plasma membrane. Bases 181 to 1509 code for a protein of 442 amino acids. Gene Ontology annotation, molecular function: secretin receptor activity; vasoactive intestinal polypeptide receptor activity; peptide hormone binding. The record is from RefSeq and is a predicted model, not a curated record. The transcript has 13 exons. Gene Ontology annotation, biological process: adenylate cyclase-modulating G protein-coupled receptor signaling pathway; cell surface receptor signaling pathway. Lineage: Eukaryota; Metazoa; Chordata; Actinopteri; Esociformes; Esocidae.